UGGGGUUGCUAUUUUGGGAGGACUGUUGGUUCUGUGUGUAUUUACAGUUAGACGUAGUUGCUUAAGGGUACGGGAGGGCGGCCCGGUCCUAGUGCCCUCAAGUUUUCGGGGGUCCGGGCUGUGGGGAGGGCGAGAGCUGAGUCCCGAUAGAGAGCUACUCGGAUCCACGAAGCCGCCUGCGGGGCGCUGAUGGCCGGACGUUUCCUGGGAAAGGCUCUAGCCACGGUGUCUCUCUCUGUGGCCUUGGCCUCUGUGGCUGUCAGGUCCACGGGCUGCCCAGCGUACAGAUAAGUUGAGGGAUUUAUGGUGCCUCACACUGCCUCCUACUUCUCAUCUCUCCAGCUCGAGUGUUUGUUCUUUGAGUCAGUAAACAGAGCGCUAGAAACUCAUUUUCAUCCUAUUGGAUUCAUCUUAAUUGCAACAUCAUGUCUGGUUCUAAAUGUAUCAAAGGAAAUUCCCACAGCAAGGCCCGAACAUCUCCUUACCCAGGUUCAAAAGUUGAACGAAGCCAGGUUCCCAAUGAGAAAGUGGGCUGGCUAGUUGAGUGGCAGGACUAUAACCCUGUGGAGUACACUGCAGUCUCUGUCCUGGCUGGACCCAUGUGGGCAGAUCCUCAGAUCAGUGAAACUAACUUUUCUCCCAAGUUUAAUGAAAAGGAUGGGCAUGUUGAGAGAAAGAGCAAGAAUGGCCUGUAUGAGAUUCAAAAUGGAAGACCUAGAAAUCCUGCAGGACGGACAGGAUUGGUUGGCCGGGGGCUUUUGGGGCGAUGGGGCCCAAAUCAUGCUGCAGAUCCCAUCAUAACCAGGUGGAAAAAGAAUAACAGUGGAAAUAAAAUCACCCAUCCUGUUUCUGGGAAACACAUCUUACAGUUUGUUGCAAUAAAAAGGAAAGACUGUGGAGAAUGGGCAAUCCCAGGGGGCAUGGUGGACCCAGGAGAGAAGAUUAGUGCUGCACUGAAAAGAGAAUUUGGUGAGGAAGCUCUCAACUCCUUACAGAAAUCCAGUGCUGAAAAGAUAGAAAUAGAGAAACAGUUGCACAGACUCUUCAGCCAGGAUCAUCUGGUGAUAUAUAAGGGAUAUGUAGAUGAUCCCCGGAACACUGAUAACGCAUGGGUGGAGACAGAAGCUGUGAACUACCAUGAUGAAACAGGUGAGAUAAUGGACAGUAUUACCCUAGAAGCUGGAGAUGAUGCUGGAAAAGUGAAAUGGGUGGACAUCAGCGAUAAACUGAAGCUUUAUGCCAGUCACUCUCAAUUCAUCAAACUUGUGGCAGAGAAACGAGAUGCACACUGGAGUGAGGAGUCUGAAGCUGGCUGUCAUGGGUCAUAGCUGGUGGCCUAUUUGCGUACCAGAGCCCAACCACGGAGCACAUACUAAGACGAAGGCACUAGCACAGAACUCAGACCAGGGAACUGCACAAGGUAGCCUGCUUGGCCUAUGCACUUUCACAACUUUAUUCUGUGAAGAAUCCUAAUCAGAAUAAAUUCCAUUUCAGCCAUACCUGCUGCUUUCCCUGUGCUUCCUGUUUGCUGUUCUUUCUCCCACUGCUCUGAGGCCUAAAAUAUUCCCAUCACAUCAAUCUCCUAUAGGAGCAGUACCACCACUGAAUGUGUAAUUUAGUGUCAGUCUGGUUUUUCUUUAAAUUAUUUGUUUCAUAUUUUGCUUUGCAUGACCUUAUACUGAAAUUCAUUUCAAAAGCAAAAACUUGCUAUAUGCUUGCCCAUAAUCAUCAGUUUUAUGAAAAAUUUCAGUUACUCUGAAUAAAUAAAGGUCAAUAAAGGUCAAGAUCAACAAACAACAGAUCAUAUUCUCAUUUUUAGUAAAUCUUAAUUUAAAAAUAUGUCUAAGAAAUUCAUUGUUAAUUCCGUUGAUUUCAUUCUACUCUACUGUAUUUAUGAGGUGUUUGUGGGUUAGUGUUUUUUUGUUAGGAAGAAAAUGGUAAGGCUUAAAGUUAGUUUUUGAGAGACAUGUAGUUACUAUAAAUCCCAGAGAAAAGGAACCAAGAUCACUUGGAAGCCAGACGAGGAGAGAAAACUAACCCUUUGUCUUCUUGGUAGACACACAUUGUGGCUAAGGGUAUUCAUUAGGAAGUUCCAUGAUACUAAUUCUUGUCAGCCUGAAGUAGGGACUGUCAUUGUUUCAUCUUUAUUCCAGUCUGAUUAUAGAUGGGACAUAUGAAGUAGAGAAAGUUUAGGGAAUAGAAUCGUGGGAGUCGUCUUCAGAUAGUUGAAGCUUGCUACUUUGUAGCUAGAGGACAGAAGUGGGCCUAAGAUAAAACAAAAAUAGGUUUAUUUAUUUAUUUUAAAAUUUAACAUAAAAACUUUUUGGUUAAUAUGCUUGAACUGAAAUAAAGGAGGCCUUUUCUACCUUCUUUGUGAAUGUAAGUCUUGCUGAGAAACAUUGGACUGUGAAUUCAGUAUGCUUUGAACCUCUCUGGGAGAAUUAAUAAGGCUUAUGUGUGGUAUUAAUUUUUAAGAAGUCCUUAAAAUCUUGGUCCCAAAGGCAUAAAAUAAGGGACUUAUACUUGACAAGCAUGGCCUGCUGAUCGGGUGUCAGGCCGGAUGAACUUCUCCCAGCUUGAGAGUGUCGGCUUCUAUGUUUACAGUUUGGCAGGAGAAAAUGCUUUUUCCUGACACUGAGUAGAAUUCUUCACAACUGAAGCUACUUAGAAAAACUCUUCAGAAAGAUUAAGCAAUUCUCUGAAAAAGACAUUGAAAGUGUGCCUAAAGCACAUGGUCUGUGUAAAUUGUUGUAAGAUUUAUUUGAAAGAGUGACAGAGAAGGAAGGAGAGAGAGAUUUUCCAUCUACUGUUUACUCCCCCAAAGCCACAACAGUCAGAUCUGGACAAGGCUGAAGCCAAAAGUCAGGAACUCCAUUCUGGUCUCCCAAAUCGGUAGCUGGGGUUCAGGUUUUUGAGCCAUCCUCCACUAUCUUCCUAGGUGCAUUAGCAGGAAACUGGCUCGGAAGUGGAACGGUUAGAACUUGAACCAACACUCUAACAUGGGAUGUUGAUGUUGCAAGUGGUUUAACCUGCUGUGCCACAGCACCAGCACCUCUGAACAAAUUCUUUGUGCUGUUUUGGAAUUUUCACUGGAACAUUUAGAAAGUAUGAAAAAUGAUUAAAAACUGCUAUCAGCUGUGGAUGGAAGCAGAUAAUCUGAUAACUGUAAAUAUUCAGCACCAUCUAUAACAGAGGUAAGUCAGAUUAAAAUGUUAAAGAAAUUCCUUAGGGAAUAUCUGCUAUCACUAGGUAAUAUUCCCUACAUAUCCAUCUUAAGUUUUUGGUAUAAGGAAUAUCUUUUUUCUUUUAGAUGCAUUUAGUAAAAUAAGUAGUAAUAAUAAAUUUACUGAAUAUUUUUUUAAAAGAUUUGUUUAUUUAUUUGAAAGUCAGAGUUACACAGAGAGAAAAGAAGAGGCAGAGAGAGAGAGGUCUUCCAUCCACUGGUUCACUCUCCAGUUGGCCGCAACGGCUGGAGCUGCGCCAAUCAAUCCGAAGCCAGGAGCCAGGAGCUUCUUUCAGGUCUCCCACACGGGUGCAGGGGCCCAAGGACUUGGGCCAUCUUCUACUGCUUUCCCAUCCCAUAGCAGAGAGCUGGAUUGGAAGUGGAGCAGUCAGGACUUGAACCUGGGAUGUUAGCACUGCAGGCAGCGGCUUUACCCACUACACCACAGCAUCAGCCCCUGAAUAUUUAUAUUAUAUAAUUUAAUCCUCACAACAGUCCUGUGAAAAUUAGGUGGUAUUCUCAUUUUAUAGAUAGGAAAUUGAUAGGUUACCCAAGAUUUCAUUCACUAAAAUAAAAUAGAGUAGGGUUUGCCUAAUUACAAAUCUAUUCUCUGUUGUAUUGUUGUAUUCCCUGCUAAGGACAUGAAUCUUUUGUGAUUUGUUACUUUAAAGUAUGCAACUUGGAAGGUUAUGUUACAUAGGCAAUAACUAGUCAUGUUAUCUGUAGUAAUGUAGUUAUGCUUUGUGAUGUGAAAUUUAAGGGCUACACUGAUUUGGCUAGCAUUUCAAAACUGUUAACAUAAUUUUGGCCAGUUUUUUAUGAUAAUAUCUUUACCUAAGGAUAAAUGGUUACAUUUGGUGUUUGUUUUGCCAGCUGAUAUUCUUGACCUUUUGGAAGCAUUUCAGAGUCAAAAUAGAAGUACUUGCUGAGUUUACUUAAGAUCACAGUGAUCCAAAAUGUUAAAUAUUUGUUAGUGAAGGAGGGAACUUGGAUAUUCUAUUGACUUUUAGAGGCUACUUUUGCAUAUUAGCUUAAGUUUUCUUGUGCUGAAGACUUCUACUGGGUGGUAUUCUAAAAUACUGGAGUUCUAAUAAAUGAUUUUGAAAAGAUACCACUUGAAGAAAGCAUUUGUAAUUAAAUUGCUCUUGUUUACACUUAGUAUCAUUAUGUUAUUAAUUUACUGAUGUGGGUACAGUCUGAGAUGAUAAAACUCUUAUGAUAAAAAUAUUUAAGAUGUAUAUAAUAAUAAAGAUAUUUGGAGAUUUAACUAACCUUUAUGUAACUUCUGGCAUAAUACUGUGAGAAUUAUUUCUGUCAAAAUAGACAAUACAGGCUACAGUUAUUAUAUGAAGAUAUUUUCAUCAUAAAUCUAUCUUCACACUUCCCAUUUUAUGGUUAUUUCAUUGCCAAUUCAUUAAUGUUGGUAGAAUUGUGAGUACUUGCAGUAGAAAAUAAUGUGAUUUGGUUAUGCUGAUAAACAGAAUCUUCAACUGUUUUGUUAGCAACAUUGAGGUUAAUUUCUCUUACUCAGCCUCUGAGAUGCCCUGUUGCAAAUAUUUGAAAUUGUAAGAAGGACUAAAUACUUACAAAGUACAGUAAAACUUGUUAGAAGGUAAACUGUUGGGUGAAAAUCCAAUUUCUUUUCCAAAUUUAGAUUGAAAAUAUUUAAUAACACUGUGUGUUAUUUUAAUUACAUUGAUUCAGCUAUUUUAAAAAGGAAUACCUUUUUAGUGUCUACAUUUUUUGAGUAUGUUUUUCAAAUAAAAGCAAACUUGGGUGAUAGCCAAAGUAGAAGUCUCAAAGUGCAUAGCCUUUCUACCCAGCAAACUACUGCUUUUGUGCUAAGGGAGGCAUUGGCUUGAGAUCAGGUCGUAUCCAAGUUUGGUAAUUUCAUAGUAGAUUUUUAUUAUUGUUUACUUUGAAUUGUUUAUAAGAUAAAAAUAAAAUGAAUGUAAAUUUUACUGUUUGAAAUUUCUUAAUAUUACAUACAUUUCUGUCAAUUUAAAUUUUAUGAAAUAAAAUGGGCAUUAUGAAUAGAAUGCUUUUUUAGAUCUGCAGAAGUUUUGAUCUAAAUAUCAUGGAGGGAAUUGAGUUUAUGACUCAUGAGUUCUAGAUCAGUUUGUUUGAGUCUGCUAUGUGUUUUUCUAGUUCAGAUUUAUCCUUACCUUUUCUGGCAUUGAGUGUCACUUACUUUUAUCAGUAUAAUCAUGGAAAUAAAAUCUUACCCCCAAAAGGCCCUGAAAAUAAAAAAAAAGUAUUUACUCAACCCAAUAAUAAAUUUAUAGUUCAUUACGGUAUAAAAAAUAGAAGCUUACCCCAAGUUGGUUCAAAAUAGAAGUUAUUAACUAUAAAAGAAGAAAAAUCAAUGAUCAGUACUCCCAAUUGGUUUAUUUUAAAAUUUAAUUUAGUACAAUGAAAGUUAAAGUAUCUUACAUAUGACAAUCUUUGUUUUUAUUGAAAAUUCCAAUUUUAUUAUUAUUUGUAUAAGAUUUUAAAAUGAAGAUGCACUAUCUUAAUUUACAUUCACAGAAGUAUUUUCUUCUUAUAACUGUUUUCCAUAUAUUUUAAAGUUAUAACAUUUAUUUGAAUGAUUAAUAAACCCACUGGGGGUCAGCAUUGUGUAGUGGGUAAAGCUACCACUUGCCCCAUAGGGGCACUGGUUCAUGUCCCAGCUGCUCCACUUCUGGUCCAGCUCCCUGCCAAUGGCUUGGAAAAAGCAGUGGAAGAUGGCCCAAAUGCUUGGGCCCCUCUACUCAGGUGGAAGACCUGGAAGAAGUUCCUGGCUCCUGGCCUUGGCCUGGCCUAGCCAUGGCCUUUGACACCAUGUGGAGGAGUGAGCCGGUGGAUGGAAGAUCUCUCUCUGUCCCUCCCUUUUCUCUGUAACUCUUUCAAAUAAAUAAACAUAUCUUUAAAAAAAAAAAUUACUGGAGUCAGGCAUUUUGUGCAGCUGUUAAGACACUGCUUAGGAUACCAUAUUCCAUAUUGUUCUGGCUGGGUUUGAGUCCUGGUUCUCCUUCUGAUUCAACUUCAUGCAGUGUGUACCCUGGGAGGCAGCAGGUGAUGGACCUAGUGCUUGGGUCCUGGAGAGACCUGGAUUGAGUUCCAGACUCUGACUUCAGCCUAGUCCAGUCGUGGCUGUUGUGGGCUAUGGUACUUACAGAGCUGUCAGUCUGAGAAUGUGUGCAAGAAUAUUUAAGGUAAGCCCUGUCCCAGCCUUGGCAGUUAGGUAAAAAUAAUGCCGCUAGAUGGUGUUUAUUUGUUCUUAGAAUGCUUUUCCUGCUCCCUGCCUUCAUUAGGACCACUGAAGGAAAAAAAAGGGGGAGGGUCUCAUCUUCACGUGGACAUGGCCAUUCUGUAAGUUCUGUCAGGAUCCUUUUCCAUGAUAGGUUGUAGCCAAAAGUGCUUUAAAAAUCUGUGGUAAUUCGAAUGAGUCAGAUGUCUAUGAAGUCAGUAUUUUCAAUGGAAGGGACAUUGGAGAUAAAUUCAUACAUUUUAUCUGAGAUCUCAGCUAAUUUGAAUGUAUGGGAGGAAAUCUUAAAAAACUCUAUGGAAAAUGUAUACUAUUAAAAAUCUGUAUUUGUGGACUUUUGAGUGAAAUGGUGACUAGAAGCUAACUCCCUGAGUGCUGUCCUUGCUGUGAAGACAACCUGCAGCUGGUAGCAUGACCUUUCAUCACAUUUCUAAUGGUGAACAAGGAAGUGUUCCCUGUAACUUAGCUAAUGGUAACCACUAAACAAACUCUAAUGGUGGCCAUCCCUAAAGAAGGAGCCAGUUUCAGUUCUUAGGACCAUUGUGGAAAGACCAGACCCAUUGUCUGCCUCUCCCUGCAUAUAGGCAGGAAAGUAUGGGAAUGAGUGUAGGAGUGUACUCUGAUUCCUUAAUAAUCAAGCAUUAUCUACAGCCAGAUGUUCUUCCAUUUUCAAAGUGAUUGACAUCCACAUGUAAAUCUCUCAUUUAACCCUGACUCAGUGCAGGUACCCACCUUGUAAGAAAAGUAUGAAACCUGUAAGUAAAGUCACACUUAGGAAACAGCCAGCUUCGGCUUCUAUUUCUGCGAACAAAUCCUGAUUGACUAGUUGAGUACACUUUAAUUUCGAUUUUACAGCCAGACUUUGAUUAUCUCAGUCAACCAAUGGAUUUCAAUUUCUUUUUUUACUCAAAAGUAAACAUCUUUUAUUUAAGUUUUCUGCAUUUUGAAGAUGUCAUACAAAUGAGAUUAGAAUCUAGGCUUUCCAUUCAUACGCCAGUGUUUUAGUGAUGUUUUGAUGUAAAGAUGAACCUGGCUAAUUUUGGAAUCAACAGUAAAUAAUCAUUGAAGGUCAUUUCCUCAAAAAAAAAUUUAGAAAUAUGCUAGAAGCUUAAUGAUUUUCCCUUUGGAAAUGGGCUAAUGAUGUUGCUUAAACAGUAGAGUGUAGAAGAGCACUAGCAAUUUGCAAAAUUCUUAAACUCCUGAUUAAUUAGGUUCAAAAGCUUCCUGUUUGAAUUUUCUGUGACAUUUAAACAUUCUUCAAGAUGGUUGCCUUUAGCCAGUCUGUUGAAUAAUCCUGAAAAAUUUAUCUUGGUCACAGAAAUGAUUAAGGUUUUAACUUUCUGACGUUUUUACAAAAUAUUCCUGAUUCUCAGCUACUAUCAGUUCUAAAAUGAUCCAUUUUGUUAAUGGUAUUUUAAAGAAAAAAUCCUAGAUUGAAUAUUUUUCUAUUGUGAGAUCUUGAUUUUAGACUGUGUUUUAGCCAGAGCUGAAAUUUUUUGGUGUUAAAUUUUGAAACUUUUCAAACAUUUUUCCUGUUUUCAUAAACUAAGAUUGUAACUUAGCUAUCAAUGAAGGACCUCAUAAAAAUUGAAUUAUGUGUAAUUCAUUAAAAACAUCUGUUGAGAUUUAGAUUUUAUAAUUUUUUUUUGACAGGCAGAGUUAGACAGUGAGAGAGAGAGACAGAGAGAAAGGUCUUCCUUCCGUUGGUUCAUCCCCAAAAUGGCUACUACGGCCAGCGCGCUGUGCCGAUCUGAAGCCAGGAGCCAGGUGCUUCCUCCUGGUCUCCCAUGCAGGUGCAGGGCCCAAGGACUUGGGCCAUCCUCCACUGCACUCCUGGGCCAUAGCAGAGAGCUGGACUGGAAGAGGAGCAACCAGGACAGAACCAGCGCCCCAACUGGGACUAGAACCUGGAGUACCGGCGCCGCAGGCAGAGGAUUAGCCUACUGAGCCAUGGCGCUGGCCUAGAUUUGAUAAUUUUUAAUGUAUUAUGUUCAUUCUUGUGAAAAAAUAAUCACAUAUAUUUUGUCUUUUCUAAAGAAAUUUACUUUGUGACCCUGAGUCUCCUGACUCUUUUCUAUUACUGUGCUAAGUUCUAAUCAGUCUGGACCCAGCUUAGCUUCUGAGAUCGGAUAAGCACACUGGGUGGUGGUACGUGUGGUGGUGAGACUAUACUCUCAGUCUCAUCAGUGCUAGAAGAAAUUUUUUUGUUGAUUUAUAGUUUGCCUGAAGUGAGUAAAUGAAUGUGAACUCCUAUGCAUUGAUAUGUUUGGCUUUGCAUUAACAGCACUGCUUAAUUUUGUGUCCAAAUGAAUUAGACUAAUAAAGACAAUAAUUUUAUAGGAUAUUGAAUAAUAUUUUUACAAACUUUAUAAAUUAAUAGGGCAGAAUAUAUUUACCGCUAUAAAAUCAUUAGGUGUCAGGGCCUAGAAUAAACGAAACACAAAUAAGAAGAUGUAAUUCAGCAUCUUAUCUCUCCUGUAAGUGAAAAGAUACUUUUUAUAGUGGUUAGCAUUUCUAAAAUCCCACCAGGAUUCAUAUUCACUUAUACUUCAUGUGCUCUUCCUCCCCCUACAAACCUGUCUCUGGAGACAUAGUCUUUAUUUUUCUUUGUGGUCUAUAGGUGCGGCAAGGAGUUCAUGAAAAAUCAUUAAACCUAUGCUUACUAGGCUGGAAAAAAUACUAUAUUCUGGGAUCACUUUAUGAAUAAAGAAACUUUAAUAAUGUUAUGUCCUGUAUUGUAAUAGGAGUACCAUGUAAACAUUUGGAAAAUAUAUUCUCUCCCCCUUUCUUUGGCUUUGUGACUGAAAUCAAUCUCAUGUAAUUAUCACUAAUUCAGUAAUACUUGGUCAAAAGUAAAAUUUAAACAUACUGUUUAUACCAUGACCAACUUUAAGUCUAGUUUAAAAGCAUGUAGAAGAGAUUACAUUUUUACUUAGAAUGUACUUCUCCCCUAUUAAUAGCUAAUGUAAGCAUACUAUGUUGGAGGUGAAAUGGAAUUUUAAAUCAUCUCUUCUCCCUCUUCUGUAUUCUAGAAGAAGGGAAGGCUCAAAGGAGUCUAAGAUUACUCCAAGUUUAUAUUGGGCAACUGACUGGGGGCUUGCCUCUCCAGAUUACUUGACUUCAAAUCAGAUGGUUUCUUACUGCUCCCCAGGGUUUAUUCACAUGAUCACUGGAAGUUUAGGUCUUACAUGAUUCAGCUUUCAAGGUAAAUGGGGUUUUUAUAUUAAUCAGUAUCAAUAACUAAUAGUGCUCAAAAGAGAGUAUCAAUGAUUAAUUCUUAUUUAUCAAAUCCCUCUCCAAAUAAAUGUAAAGAAAGUUACAGUUUUUAUUUUAUAUUAAUUUAAAUACUUUCUUAAGGGAAUCUUUAAACAUAAUUACCUGACUUGGAUCAUAAGGAAAAGGUAAAGGUAUUGGAAUCUACAAAAAAAAAAAAAAAAAAAAAAAAGGAGAGUGAAUGAUGAACAGAAGAAAAUGAACAUUUUCUUUUGGCUUUUUCUGAUUUCUUCAUUCAUUCACCAGUUAUCCAUCCACUUGUCCAUCCACCCAUGUGGCAGGUGUUGUGCAAUUCUGUGUCUAACACUAGGGACAGCAAUAAAAACACUUUUUAGGGUAUAGAUAGUCUAGUGAGUUUUAUAUAAUUCUUUGUCUUUCAAGAAGUAUGGUUAUUUUGUUUGCUCAAUCCUUCAGCUCAGGAAUCUGUCUUAAGCAUCAGUUCUUGUAAUUUCAACAGUUUCUCUAAGGUAGAAUUUUAUUCUUUGCCUGCUUUUAAGAACUAUACUGCCACCUGGUGGUAGGAAAUUAUCACUUCAAGUACUAGUGAACCUUUUUAUUGAUUUCCACAUAGAUUAUGCAAUUUUAGAUAGAAGGUAUUAAUGGUGAUUACUAGAUUCUAAUUAUGAAUCAAGACUCCAGGAUUUUGCAUGAGUUUAAAACAAAUCUGAUUUAAUUUCAGCCA
Messenger RNA from Oryctolagus cuniculus (rabbit), 10428 nucleotides. NCBI's taxonomy places the organism in Eukaryota, Metazoa, Chordata, Mammalia, Lagomorpha, Leporidae. The record is from RefSeq and is a predicted model, not a curated record.